Alternaria arborescens is the source of this 1347-nucleotide messenger RNA. RefSeq lists its product as hypothetical. Gene Ontology annotation, molecular function: O-methyltransferase activity. NCBI's taxonomy places the organism in Eukaryota, Fungi, Ascomycota, Dothideomycetes, Pleosporales, Pleosporaceae. The record is from RefSeq and is a predicted model, not a curated record. Bases 1 to 1347 code for a protein of 448 amino acids. The transcript has 2 exons.
AUGGGUUCCAUUCAGCAACAUGAGAUUGCAACGCUCAACAGUUUAGCGGCCCAAAUCAGCGAGCUGGCUGCUAAGAUGACGAAGCAGCUGGAGGCUGAAAAUGUGACACCAGUCACUCUUGAGGCCGACAGUCCGAUCAAGUACGAGAAACUCCCGGGAGAUGUUUUCAUGACCCGACAACUGCUUGAGGACGCGUUGAAGGACAUGUGGAUUCUAAGCCAAGGGCCGAGUGAGAGCGUGUUUAACUACGUACACAUGGCCAUCCCAGACACGGCAUGCUUGAACGUCCUCAACCAGUUUGACUUUUGGGGUGCGGUGCCAGUCGAUGGCGAAGCGACAUUUGAGGAUAUAGCAAGGCAUACCAAGCUCCCUCUUGAGGUGGUGAGUCGUGUCAUCGACCAUGCCGUCACGAUGCGCUUCUUCCACAAACCUUCGCCCACAUCGAUCUCAGUCAAACAUAGCUCACGAUCUGCUGCACUGGCCAAAGACUCUGGCUUGUCUGCACUCGUGCAGAUGGUGUUGGAUGAAACGGGUCCCCCAAUGUUCUUGCUUCCAGAAGCUUUGCGACGCUUCUCGCAGGGAAAACCUGAGAUAAGCAAGGACAUAAAAGAGACUGCUUUUAGGCUGUGUCACUCUGGCGGUGAAGCGUGGGGCAACUAUGAGACCAGUUGGGAGUUUAUCGAAAACGAUGGCGAGGGUGAGAAGAAGGGCUGGCGACAGAGGAACUUCGUCAAGUUCAUGGCCUAUAUCAAGGAUCUGUUCCACACCGAAAACAUGGUACUCGAAGCCAUCGAUUGGAAGGCAGAGGGCGAAGUCACGGUCGUUGACCUCGGUGGUUCAGCUGGUCACGACGAUGCUGUUCUUGCAACCAAGUUCCCUAACCUCAAGAUCGUAGUCCAAGAUCUCCCCGAAGUCGCCCCAGUCUUUGAAAAAGAAUUCCCAUCCGAAUUAAGAUCGCGCGUCUCGUUUCUUACACACAACCUUUUCGAUCCACAGCCUGUACAAGCGGAUAUUUACAUGCUCAAGUGGAUCUUACACGACUGGCCGGACGUUGAGUCAGUGAAGAUAUUGCAAGCACUCCGGCCCGCACUCCGGCCCGGUGCCCGCGUUCUUUUCAUCGAUUAUGUGGGCAAGCAGGAGCCGAGCAACGAGGAGCUGCCAAGGAGUAUACAGGGCUUUGGUACAGCCACUGAUCUGAGGAUGAUGGCAUUAUUUAACGCGAAGGAGAGGCCAGUAGAGGCGUGGAAGGACAUCUUCAAGCAGGCUGAUGAGAGAUACGAUGUUGUUAGAGUUGAAGCUGAUCCGUUGAGCUUCAUGUGCGUGCUUGAGGCUGUGUGGAGGGGCUAG